AUGAAGCGGGAGAAGAACGCCGCCAGGGCUGGGUUGACCGCCAAGAGUCAACUGAAAGUGAACGAGGCGGCGAAAAACACAAUGUGCUCCGUAUGCAGGCAGACGUUCCUUAUGACAAUUAGGCAAAAGGCACUGGAAGAGCACGUCACAAACAAGCAUGCUGGCAAAGACUUCAAGACAUGUUUUCCAACAUUCGUCCCAACGGCUUAG
Molecule: messenger RNA, 210 nt
Organism: Fimicolochytrium jonesii
Lineage: Eukaryota; Fungi; Chytridiomycota; Chytridiomycetes; Spizellomycetales; Powellomycetaceae
Product: At2g23090 like protein
Exons: 3
Coding region: 1-210 (69 amino acids)
Source: RefSeq, a predicted model, not a curated record